Messenger RNA from Quercus lobata, 1335 nucleotides. Its product is annotated as methyl-CpG-binding domain-containing protein 7-like. The record is from RefSeq and is a predicted model, not a curated record. Bases 142 to 1035 code for a protein of 297 amino acids. Gene Ontology annotation, molecular function: DNA binding. The transcript has 7 exons. Lineage: Eukaryota; Viridiplantae; Streptophyta; Magnoliopsida; Fagales; Fagaceae.
UCGUGGAGACUCGAAUUAUCAGUGACACACUUUACUCACACACACACUGACACUCUCGUAGUCUCGUGUUAUUACCUUUUAGAAGAGACGGAAACGGUGACAGCCACGCCAGGGCAGCUAAAGUGACAGCAUUCCCCCAAAAUGAGGGGCAAAUCGUCACCGUCGACGCCGACUCCACUGCAAAUGCUGAGCCCACCCGAAUCAGAAUCAGAUACUACCAAAAGGGAAUUGCAGAUUGCCUCCACGUCACCCUUCAGACUUCCCGAUGAUUGGUUCGUUGAGUUUAAGACCCGUCGCAAUAACACCGCCUCCCCUGGCCGUGUCGACAAGUAUUAUCAUGAGCCUGGGACUGGACGGAUGUUUCGUUCUCUGAUAGCUGUUAAGAGAUAUCUAACAGAAGAGAAUCAAUAUACACCUACACCUACACCUGAGACAGUGAAAGCAGGAAAUGAAAAUACUAUGCAAAUCGUGGUCCGCACCAUCAAGAGCACCUCACACUUUAAGCUGCCUGAUGAUUGGGUCAUUGAAGAAAAGCCCCGUAGCAAUGCCAACUAUGCCGGUAUCAUUGACAAGUAUUAUAUUGAGCCAGGGACUGGGCAGCGGUUUCGUUCUUUAGUAGCAGUUGAGAGGUACCUAACACAAGCAAAUGAAAAUACAGCAACACCCAAGGCAUUGAAACCAGGCAAUCAGACUUCACACUAUAGUGGUUUACGGAAAAAAAAUAUUUCCAGUGAUAUAUAUUCUCUGGAUGUUCUUAGCAAGGACCUAGAAGAUGAAGAAGAUACAGUUAUGUUCAAGGCGUUGAAACUGAGCAAUAGUUCAACACCUUCAAAAAAAACUGCUUCUCGGAAGAAAAAUAAUUCUAGCAAGGGGGUUAGUACUUCUGCCAGCCCACCUGAAAAGAUAAAUUGGGUUCUGUCUGGUCCCGGGGGGCUUAUAUGGAGUGCUUUCAUGGAUGAGUCUAUUGUUCCUGAAUCUGAAAAGCAAAAAUGGUCUGAGACAUUCAUCACAACCCUUCAAGACAGGAACUUUUAAUGCACAGUUUUGAGUAAUGACCAGCAGAGGAGGAAUACAAAAAUAAUGCAUGAUGCAGGAAAGUUGGUUAUCAAGUAUUUGAUCAGCUAGGUCCAGAUUAAUCUUAAGCUUAAAUAUCAGUGUUAAUAUGUGUAGAUAAAAUUUCUAACUAUGCCAACCGUUGUAUAAAUUGGCUGUUUCCUUUGCUGAAGGUAGUGAUAAUGUUUCUGUCCAUCUCAAAGAUAAUCAUAUGCUUGGUGUGACUUCAAACAAAUUCUGAGUAAAGAAAUGUUAAGCAUGCCUGUCCAUGGAUCCAUAGUA